Molecule: messenger RNA, 1250 nt
Organism: Sabethes cyaneus
Lineage: Eukaryota; Metazoa; Arthropoda; Insecta; Diptera; Culicidae
Gene: fbp
Product: fructose-1,6-bisphosphatase 1
Exons: 4
Coding region: 114-1124 (336 amino acids)
Biological process (GO): fructose 6-phosphate metabolic process; fructose 1,6-bisphosphate metabolic process; gluconeogenesis
Cellular component (GO): cytosol; cytoplasm
Molecular function (GO): fructose 1,6-bisphosphate 1-phosphatase activity
Source: RefSeq, a predicted model, not a curated record
UCGUUAGUUCAGUUGGUUACGUGUCCGCCGGGAAGAAGGUUCACUUCUGAGGUCGAGUAGAAAGUGUCUUACUGUUUAUUUUAUAUUUCCAUACAUAAGCCCCAAUCGAAAUCAUGACCCAGCAGGGACCAGCAUUCGAUUCCAACUGCAUGACGCUGACUCGCUUCGUGCUGCAGGAACAGAAAAAAUACAAGCAUGCAACCGGUGACUUGUCCCAGCUGCUGAACUGUAUCCAGACGGCAAUUAAAGCCAUCAGCUCAGCUGUGCGUAAGGCAGGAAUAGCGAAACUGCAGGGAAUCUCUGGAGAUACUAAUGUUCAGGGCGAACAAGUAAAAAAGCUGGACGUACUGUCGAAUGAGAUUUUUAUCAACAUGUUAAAGUCUUCGUAUGCCACGUGCGUCCUGGUGUCGGAAGAGAAUGAUAACGUAAUCGAAAUUGAGACUGAGAGACGGGGUAAAUAUGUUGUCUCAUUUGACCCGCUGGAUGGCUCCAGCAAUAUCGAUUGCCUGGCGUCGAUUGGUUCUAUUUUCGGAAUAACUAAGCAAAUCAACGAAAACGAAGUCCCAACUAUCGCUGAUGCUCUCCAGCCGGGGAAUAAACUCGUAGCCGCAGGAUACGCACUCUACGGCUCGGCAACCAUGGUCGUGAUCAGUUUGGGUGUAGGCGUUCACGGUUUUAUGUAUGAUCCAUCAAUUGGUGAGUUCGUUUUAACGGACUACAAUAUGCGAAUUCCGGAGCGGGGCAACAUAUACUCCAUCAAUGAAGGUUAUUCAUCGACGUGGGACCCGUCGGUAUACAACUACGUUCAAGAUAAAAAAGACCCCGCCAAAGGGAAACCGUACGGCGCUCGGUACGUCGGUAGCAUGGUAGCAGAUGUGCACCGAACUAUCAAAUAUGGUGGAAUUUUCAUUUACCCCGCUACAGCGGCUGCCAAGAAUGGUAAACUUCGCCUCCUAUACGAGUGCAAUCCAAUGGCUUUUAUCGUGACGAAAGCUGGAGGAAAAGCGAGCGCCGGUAAGGAUAAGGAGAUUUUAGAUGUCGUUCCCACGUCCAUACAUCAGCGUUGCCCAAUUUACCUCGGUUCGAAACUAGAUGUUGAAGAGGCUUUGAGUUACAUAAAGUGAACUCUUCGUCAGACUUAAAUUAUGUGUAAUUUUGAAAAUACGUCUUGUAUAAAAUGAUGUACUUUUACUGAAAGUCUCAGGUCUUUGCAAAAUCACAGUGCAUACAUGUUAUUGUAGUAAAAUAAA